Hemisphaericaspora subhashii is the source of this 6120-nucleotide messenger RNA. RefSeq names its product ATP-dependent RNA helicase. Gene Ontology annotation, cellular component: nucleus. The record is from RefSeq and is a predicted model, not a curated record. Gene Ontology annotation, molecular function: nucleic acid binding; ATP binding. The coding region runs from base 1 to 6120 and encodes 2039 amino acids. Lineage: Eukaryota; Fungi; Ascomycota; Pichiomycetes; Serinales; Debaryomycetaceae. The transcript has a single exon.
AUGGCAACCCCAAGCAAUCCCUAUAGCUAUAAUGAGAUGGCGAAUAAGGUAAUACAACUGAACAAAAGAGGAAAUCGAGAAGAAACGUCAGCUCUUUCAAUGGCUGGUAGAAUUCAAGUGAAAGAUAUGGGUACCAACUAUAGACCCCAAGAGAAUACGAAAAGAAUAAAACAAGAUACAAUCAACGACAAUCAACCCGAUGAGAAUCUAUAUGAUCAAUUAUACGAGGCAUUUUUAACUAAGAUACGUAAUUUCCUUCCUGAUUCUAGUCAUGAUGUUAUCAAAUCUGCAUCAGAUUUGGCCAUCGAAAUAUUGAGUCUUGAAGAUUCCAAUGUCACCCAGAAACGAUCAGAAUUGGAGGAAUUAUUAUCUACAAAAGUUGAUGAUAUAGACUUGAAUGACUUGGUAGGAUUGGCUAAUCAGAUGAAUAAAUUGAAAGUUGUACAUGAAGGAAAUGGAAAUGAAGAUGAUACUGAAUUCGUGGCUGUCAAUUUUGAUACUUCAGAUGAAGAAAACCAAGAGGAAGAUUUAUAUGAAAAUGAAAUUGAAGAGGAAGUAGAGGAAGUGGGAGAGAUAGAGAAGGGUGAAGAGAUAUCUGAAGUCGAGAAUGAAAUAGGCGAAGAAGAAGAGGAUAAUAUUGAAUAUGACACCACAUGGAUAGAACUGGAAAUUUCAGACAUCGUUAAUACUCAUUCGUUAUCAUCUCCUCGUGACGAAUUGAUUUCGAAGACCUUUGAUUUGUUAUCGAACACCAAGCUUACUGUGGAAGACUUGGACGAUGAUUUAAAUAAAUUAUUUGAUUUUCACGCCUCAGAAUUUGUAAUUAAACUUAUUGAAAACAGGUGGAGACUUGUAUACAUGGACAAAUUAGCCAAGGCAUCAAAUGCUGAAGACAAAGAAGAAAUUUUUAAGGAAAUGACUAAACAAAAGCUUGAUUCAUUGAUCGAGGACCUCAAAGGGUCAAAGAAAAGGCCUGCUGACGACAGAGAGCAUACUUCAACUAAGCGAAGUAAGCCCUCCAAGAAGAAACCACAACGAAUUAGCUUAGAGAAGAUCUUAUUUUCUACCUCGUUGGAAUCCACCAAAAUAACGUUGCCUAAAGGGACCUAUCAAACCAACAAGAAAUCAUAUGAUAUCAUUACGGUUCCAGCCAUAGAAAAACCAUUGACUGAAGAAGAUGUCCUUUUGCCUACCUCUGUCUUGCCUGAAUGGGCCAGGGAUGCAUUUCCAAGUAAUGAAACGACUACAUUUAACAGAAUACAAUCAAAAAUAUAUCCCCAGGCAUUUGAAACAAAUAACAACUUGUUGAUUUGUGCACCUACCGGUGCAGGUAAGACCAAUGUAGCAAUGUUGACUAUGUUAGGAACAAUCUCUAAAUUCAGAAACCAACAUGGACAUAUCCAAUUAAAGAACUUCAAGAUUGUUUAUAUUGCACCCUUAAAGGCACUUGUUCAAGAACAAAUGAGAGAAUUUCUGCGGAGAUUAACUUCGACAUUUGGAUUAGUGGUUAAUGAAUUAACUGGUGAUCUGACACUUUCGAAGCAACAAAUUAUAGAAACGCAAGUCAUCGUUACCACUCCUGAAAAAUGGGAUAUCAUAACGAGAAAGGAUCCAAGCUAUGCCCAAUUGGUGCGAUUGAUUAUUAUUGAUGAAAUUCAUUUAUUACAUGAUGAGCGUGGUCCAGUGUUGGAAAGUAUUGUGAGUAGAACAUUAAGAAAAGUGGAAACAACCGGUAUGGAAGUACGUUUAGUUGGUCUUUCGGCAACUUUGCCAAAUUAUCGAGAUGUGGCGAAAUUUAUCCGAGUUAAUAUUGAUGAAGGAUUAUUUUAUUUUGAUGCAUCAUAUAGACCAUGUCCAUUACAACAAGAAUAUGUUGGUAUCAAGGAGAAGAAAGCGAUUAAGAAAUUGACUGCAAUGAAUGAAGCAUGUUAUGAUAGAAUGUAUGAUAGUUUAACCCGUGGGCAUCAAUUGAUCAUCUUUGUUCAUUCAAGAAAAGAAACACAUACCACUGCAAAAUAUCUUAUGGAGAAACUUUCUCAACAAGAAGAGUUCCAAAUGAUUGAAAAUUUAGGUACCAAGGAAAUAUUGGCUCAAGAAAGCGAAUCAUCAACCAACAGAAAUCUAAAAGAAGUCUUAUCUCAAGGGUUUGGGAUUCAUCAUGCCGGACUAAAUAAGAAAGAUAGAAGUACAGUAGAGGAUCUUUUUGCACAAGGAUUAAUUCGAGUAUUGGUUUCAACUGCAACUCUUGCCUGGGGGGUUAAUUUGCCGGCACAUACUGUAAUUAUUAAAGGUACGGAAACGUAUUCACCAGAAUUGGGUACCUGGGUUCAAUUAUCUCCACAAGAUAUAUUGCAAAUGUUAGGUAGAGCUGGUCGUCCAAGAUAUGAUAAAAAUGGUGAAGGGAUAAUUAUAACUUCGCAAGAUCAAAUUCAAUAUUAUUUGGGAAUACUUAAUCAGCAAUUGCCUAUUGAAUCCAAGUUGAUUGAAAAAUUGGUGGAUAGUGUGAAUGCGGAGGUUGUUAGUGGAUCAAUUACUACUUUGGAAGAAGGAAUCGAAUGGUUGAGUUAUACUUAUUUUUUUGUCAGGAUGUUACAUUCUCCUUCAUUGUACGGAGUUGAAGCAGGUUAUGACUUUAAGCAUGAUCCAGCAUUACAUAAAAGAAGAGCGGAUUUGAUUUAUACUGCCUUAUCUAUCCUUCACGAAAAUCGAUUAGUCAUUUAUGAUCCUGUAAGUGGAGAGGUUAAAUCAACAGAAUUGGGUAAAGUUGCAGCAUACUAUUAUAUUAAUUAUGAAACUAUAAAUAUGUAUGGGAAAAUGUUAAAACCAUGGCAUAAUGAAACAGAUAUAUUACGAGUCUUCGCUAAUUCUGGAGAAUUUAAAUACAUCCCAGUUCGUGCUGAAGAAAGAUUGGAAAUUAGCAAAUUAAUGGAAAAGUGUCCUAUUCCGAUUAAGGAACAGGCUCAUGAAGUAGUAGCAAAGAUUAAUGUUCUUUUACAGACAUAUAUUUCCAGAUUGAGUUUGGAAGGGUAUGCAUUAAUAUCCGAUAUGAUCUAUAUUACUCAAUCAGCAAGUAGAUUAUUACGUGCCUUGUACGAGAUUGCCGUUUUGAAAAAAUGGUCAUCGUUAUCGAAAUCAUUAUUGGAUAUUUGUAAGAUGGUCGAGAAUCGUAUGUGGUUGAAUAAUUCACCCUUGAGACAAUUUGGCUCACUUGUGCCAAACCAGAUUAUAAAAGCUACUGAGAUGUCACACUUACCUUGGAUCAGAUAUUUUAGUUUGAGUAGUGAAGAAUUGGCCGAAGCAGUUAAUCUUAAGGGAAAUGCCAAAUUAGUUAAUGAAUAUGUGAUGUCAUUCCCAAGAAUUACAACUCAAUAUCAUGUUCAACCGAUAAGUUCCGACUUUUUACGAAUCCAAAUCGAAGUAAUACCUGUAUGGAGUUGGAUAAGUUCUGUCCAAGGUAAUCAAGAAACAUUCGUUGUCAUGUUAGAAGAUUGUAAUGGAUUAGAAUUGUUACAUUAUGAGAUAUUCCAAGUCCAUAGAGCAAACGUGGGAAAGCCACACAUUGUUGAAUUUUAUAUACCUGUAAGUGAUCCAUUACCUCCAAAUUAUAUACUUUCAUUCAUUAGUCAUAAAUGGGUUCAAUGUACUUGGAAAACCCCAAUAGUAUUGACGGAUAUACAAUUGCCUUCAUCUACUGAAUAUUAUCUUGACAACUCCAGUGUGGAUUUGAUACCGACCCUGGAAUUGAAUUAUGAAGAUUUUGCUGGAAUUUUUGAAUUUGAAACUUUUAAUAGAUUGCAAUCGGCGGUUUUUGACUCUAUAUACAACAUCACAAAUGAAAAUGUCUUUAUUGGUGCAUCUAAAGGAGAUGGGAAAACCACUUGUUGUGAAUUAGCAAUCCUUGCUGCUUGGCGUGAACAGCUGGGAAGAGUGGUUUAUAUAAAUCCAAAUCAAGACAUCAUUGAUAAGAACUUAAAGAAGUGGCAGAAGUUAUUUUCAGGUUAUUCGAUUGAAAAACUAAACGGGACACUUAAAGAUGAUAUUCAAGUAAUUAAUAGUAAUCAGUUAAUACUUGCUACUCCUGGUCAAUUUACCAAUUUAUCCAAAAGAUGGAAGACCAAAAAGUCAUUUAAAUCGAUUGGAUUAUUCAUAUUUGAUAACUUGCAUCUAAUCAGUUCUGAACCAAGGUAUGAAAUUUUAAUUAGUAGGAUCAGACUCUUUACAUCGCAAUGGGAGGAUGAUCAAAAAGUUCGAAUUGUUGGUUUGAGUCAUCCAGUUGCCACAUGUCGAGACCUAGCUGAUUGGAUUGGCGUUUCAAAGAAGUUUAUCUAUAAUUUCCCACCACAAGCGCGUGAAAACAAGAUACAAGAAAUCAAAAUCAGUUCUGAUGAAUCAAUAUCGAAUGUUAAGAUCUAUAAGGAAUUAAAGAAUGUCAGUAGUUUAAAGAAUUCUAUAUUGUUUACCAGUACGAGAUCGGCUGCAAUUGCUUUGGCUAAAGAUUUGGUGGAGUUUAUGCAUACUCAAGAAUGGAGAAGAAUUGAUCUUGGGAAUUUAUCCAAAUACAUUUCCAGAGUUCAAGAUCCAAUAUUGACACAAUUUAUAGAAUAUGGAAUUGGGUUAUAUUAUGCCGGCAUGUCAAGAAUUGACAGAAUUAUAGUUGAAAAAUUAUUUGAAACCAAUUCUAUUGGGGUCUUGAUAGCUACUUCAGAUACCUGUGCUUUUUCACCCCGUGCCGAUAAUAUCUUGGUUGUUGGUACGACAUAUUAUGAAGGUUCAGAAUUACGAAAUGUAUCAUAUCAGGUCCAAACCAUGUUCGAAAUGAUUGGGAAUUGUAAGAACGGCGGUAGGGUCCACAUAUAUACCAAUACGAUUGAUUUCUAUAGUGGGUUUAUUAAUUCCGGAUUGGUGGUUGAGAGUGGAUUGCUUGGCAAUCUUCAUGAUUAUCUAAUUGGUGGAAUUGUCAAUGGUGUGGUAAAAUCGAGACAAGAUUGUAUUGAUUUGAUCACGUUUAGUUAUUUUUAUUCACGAUUACUUAAGAAUCCGAAUUUUUAUGAUUUGAAAACAGGAACAAGUUUGGGUGUGUCUGAAUAUUUAUCGGAAUUGAUUGAGAAUACAUUGGAAGAAUUGGUUAAGGGUGAAUUUAUUGAAGAUGAUGAAGAAGCUGAAGAGAUUUCUGGAUUGAAUAGAUGUUUGAUUAGUCUUCAUUAUCAAGUUUCUUUUGAAACCAUUCGACAAUUUUCACAAAUUGGAAGAAAAAGUAAAAUCAAAGAUAUUUUCCAAAUCCUUGCAUCCGCUUCGGAAUUUGAAACACUUCCUAUACGGAAAGAUGAAGUGCAGUUGCUUGAGAAACUUGGUGAGAAAUUGCCGAUCAAAUACCAUGGUGAGAUGAAUGCGACAACUCUCAAAGUAUUCAUAUUAUUACAAGCCCAUAUAUCGAGAAUAGAACUUCCAUUUGACUUGAAACAUGACCAGAAAGUUGUUAUUAGCAAGAUAUUAGAUAUUUUAUAUGCAUGUAUUGAUACAUUAUCCAGUGAAGGGUAUUUGAAUGCAUUAUUGCUUAUGGAUUUAUCACAAAUGAUAGUGCAAGCAGUUUGGAACAAUUCUACUGCUGCAUUGAAACAAAUUCCUUAUUUCAGUGGUGAUAUCUUAGAAAGAUGUAAGAAAUCCAAGGUUGAAACUGUAUAUGAUAUCAUGUCACUUGAGGAUGAUGAACGAAAUGAUAUAUUGCAAUUAGAUGAAGAUAGUGAUGAAUUGAAGAUGAUUGCUGAAUUUGUGAAUCAAUAUCCAAAUAUUGAAAUCAGUUAUGAAUUAGCCAAACCAAUCUCUACUAAUGAGAGUAACGAAGUCAAGAUUGUCAUUGAGAGAGAUGAAGAAAUGGAUCUGAUCGAUGUGGUGAGCCAAUACUACCCAGGUAAGAAAGAAGAAGGGUGGUGGAUCGUAGUUGGUGAUGCCAAUAUACGACAAUUAUAUGCAAUUAAGAAGAUUAGCAUUCCUCAUGAGAAGCAAGAGUUUACUAUUGAGUUUAAUGUUUCGAAUCAAGAAGCAGAGACGAUGAAUAAGGUUAGUGUUUGGUGCGUUUGUGAUUCUUAUAUUGAUGCUGAUAAAGAAAUUAGUUUAAGUUAG